AGGAGGACGAUGCUUUAAAUCCAUCAGAGCAGAGAGGAGCUCCAGAGUCUCUUCGUCCAUCAGGAGGAAAACAUGAACGUCCAGCAGCUCCUCAUCUUCUGUUUAUCAGCCGCGAUACUGGACUCAAACCUCAGCGCUGCACAAAAAGUCCUCAUAAAACUGGAAGGAGAAGUUCUCAGAGAGCAGUUUAACUUUCCUGGAGUGCUUCAGGGGAGCAAGAAGUUUCUGUGCAGGAAUGAGUGUAACCCUGGAGACGUCCUGAUAGAGACUGAAGGAAACCGAGCAGUGAGCGACAGAUUCACCAUCAGAUACGACCAGAGCCAAGGGAAACUCCACGUGGUCGUCACAGGGCUGAGGAAGGAGGACACCGGGAGAUACAGAGUUGGUAUCAGAGGAUCUUCGUCCUCUCAGAGCUUCCAGGAGUUUGAACUUAAAGUCAAAGAUCUGUGUGAUGGAGGCGUCGUCUCUGCAGAGCCCAGAGUCUACAGAACCACUGAAGGAGGAGAAAUCACCGUCAGAUGCUCGCUGUUUGUACAACAGCGAAACAGGAAGUUCCUCUGCAGGGACGACUGUAAGAACUUCCUCUUCGACACCAACGACCCCAAAGCCUCCAGCGACAGAUACAGCAUCGAGUUUGGGGACCAGUCGUACUUUAACGUGACCAUUGGACAGCUCAGUGGGUCAGACUCGGGAACGUACAGGUGUGGAGUCGGACGACGGCAAGACAACAAUGCCUGUCGGCAGUUUGAGAUCAUAGUUGCAGGCGAUGGAAGAAGAAACACAACGCUGCCGAAUGUCGAAACCUAUGACGACUGCGACGGCGGUUUAAGACUGGAAGCUUCAAACUACCAGGAGCUGGAUGUGCAGAGGAUGGAGGAGAAUCUGUACUCGUCACUGGAGAUUCUACCAAACUACCACUGA
Molecule: messenger RNA, 921 nt
Organism: Acanthochromis polyacanthus (spiny chromis)
Lineage: Eukaryota; Metazoa; Chordata; Actinopteri; Pomacentridae
Product: polymeric immunoglobulin receptor-like
Exons: 5
Coding region: 73-921 (282 amino acids)
Cellular component (GO): plasma membrane
Molecular function (GO): transmembrane signaling receptor activity
Source: RefSeq, a predicted model, not a curated record